Phytophthora megakarya is the source of this 1293-nucleotide messenger RNA. The record is from the annotation of a GenBank genome assembly. Lineage: Eukaryota; Oomycota; Peronosporomycetes; Peronosporales; Peronosporaceae.
AUGUUCUACACCAUUAUCAUACCAGCCUCCAAGGUGGACAUCAAGGGAUCAGCCGUACAUACCAUCAAAUCCGGGAUCAUUUCCACUGGAGAGGACUGUAUAGAAGUGUGCAAAGAUAUGUCGGGGAGUGUAGGGACUGCGAGACUGGAAAAGGACGACCCCGGAUCCAGGGAGAAUCGCCGGAUCAUCGCUAUGGAUCACAUCCCCUCAUUACCCAGAUCCUAUAAAGGUAGCACUGAGCUGUUGAUCUUCGAAGAUUUCUUUUCCGGAUAUGUGAUUGCCAAGGCUAGCGGAUCCAGGACGGCUCAAACUGUGGAAGAAUCUUACGAGGAAUGUGUGUCCCUCCGAUUUGGUGCCAGCGAGGUGAUCCGCCAUGAUCACGAACCCGGGUUCAUGUCCGAUUUCUUUCCCGCAUUUAAGAAGAUCAUGGAUCAGCGCCAACGUGCAACAAUCGCAUACAGACCCCAGGCAAAUGGAUCCGCAGAAAGAAUGGUACAGACCACUACCAGGGCAUUUAAAAUAUCAGCGAGAUUGGGACGAGUAUGUGGAGCGACUUACAUUCGCAAUCAACACCGCUCGGGAGUAGAUCCGUGGAGAGACGCCGUUCUACAUGGUCCGCGGCUGGGAUCCGAGACCCACAUGGAGGCGGCGAUCCCGAUGGGAAGUACAAGAAGACAGGAUCGGAAUCCGCGGAGGUGGCGAUAUCGGAUCCAGAGGCAUUACCAACAGGCACGGGAGCAGGUGAAUCAACGCUUACGGGAGGCGAUCUCAGACCGGGCAGAUCAGCACAAUGAUAUAGCGCGCCCACAUCAAGUCGAGGCUGGAUCCCGAAGGGAUAUGCCAAGAAGCUUGCGCACCUGUGGCAUGGCCCUUUCCCGUGUGGCCGAGAAGAUCGUCGAGUAUGCGGUAAAGCUCGAUAUUGCCAGAUCUCCAUACAAUAUCUUCCCUGUGGUCCACGUGUCAAAGAUCAAGCCUGUCAGAAGAUUCCCGAAUCGGCCGGUAAUACGUCUCACGAUGCAGGAUCAAGAUCGUCUGGAUUUCGAUGAAGCACUUCUACCUGGAGAUAGCUGGGUCCAUGAUCGCGAUCCGGACGAGUAUGAGAAUCUCGGAUAUGAGGACUGGCAGGAAGACAAGAUAAGGUCGGAUCCUGCGUCAAUUCUUAGUGCACUGGCGUGGGAUCCAAUCGGGAUCGAUGAGGCUGAUCUCAACUGUGGAGCAAUACUCCACGAGUUCUUGCGGGAUCGCGCCAAUCAAAAUCGGUUUGGCAUGAUGCAAUCUCACGAAGAGGCCUAA